AGGCAGAACACCAGGAAGAAGGAGCUAGCAUAAGCGCCAAAAGCGAGAGAAGAAGACUCUCGUCUCGUGUCGUGCAUGGAUCCCAACGACGCCUUCUUGGCCGCGCACCCGUUUAGGUGGGACCUCGGCCCACCGGCUCCGGCAGCCGUGCCUCCUCCUCCUCCCCCGCCUCCGCUUCCUCCUGCGCUGCCUCCGGCGAACGCGCCGAGGGAGCUGGAGGACCUCGUGGUCGGGUAUGGCGUGCGCGCGUCCACGGUGGCGCGGAUCUCGGAGCUCGGGUUCACGGCUAGCACGCUCCUGGUCAUGACCGAGCGCGAGCUCGACGACAUGACGGCCGCGCUCGCGGGGUUGUUCCGCUGGGACCUGCUCAUCGGCGAGCGGUUCGGCCUUCGCGCCGCGCUGCGCGCCGAACGUGGCCGCCUCAUGUCACCAGGCUGCCGCCACCACGGAUACCAGUCCGGCAGCACCAUCGACGGCGCCUCACAGGAAGUGUUGUCGAACGAGCGCGAUGGGGCGGCUAGCGGCGGCAUCGGCGAAGACGACGCCAUGAGGAUGAUGGCGUCUGGCAAGAAGCAGAAGAAUGGGUCCGCAGCGAGGAAGGCCAAGAAGGCGAGGAGGAACAAGGUGAAGGAGCUGCGACUGGACAUGCAGGGGGACGAGCACGAGGACGGCGGGGGCGGCCGGUCGGAGUCGACGGAGUCGUCAGCCGGAGGCGUCGGCGGGGAGCGGCAGCGGGAGCACCCGUUCGUGGUGACGGAGCCCGGCGAGGUGGCGAGGGCGAAGAAGAACGGGCUGGACUACCUGUUCCAUCUCUACGAGCAGUGCCGCCUCUUCCUGCUCCAGGUGCAGUCCAUGGCCAAGCUGCAUGGCCAGAAGUCUCCAACCAAGGUGACGAACCAGGUGUUCAGGUACGCGAGCAAGGUGGGGGCGAGCUACAUCAACAAGCCCAAGAUGCGGCACUACGUGCACUGCUACGCGCUGCACUGCCUGGACGAGGACGCCUCCGACGCGCUGCGCCGGGCGUACAAGGCGCGCGGCGAGAACGUCGGCGCCUGGAGGCAGGCGUGCUACGCGCCGCUGGUGGACAUCGCGGCGCGCCACGGCUUCGACAUCGACGCCGUCUUCGCCGCGCACCCGCGGCUCGCCAUCUGGUACGUGCCCACCAGGCUCCGCCAGCUCUGUCACCAGGCGCGCAGCGCCCACGACGCCGCCGCCGCCGCACACGCCGGCUCCAUGCCGCCGCCAAUGUUCUAGUCGUGCGGCCCUCUCGUCGUUGCAGACGGCGGUGGGCUGGAAUCGAAUGUUGUGAGUUUGUUGCUUGGGCCAGUAGAGUGGACCAGCCUUAAUUUGUGUGUGUUUGCAUGGGACAUGCGAUUGUGAUGAAUGUUUGUAACAUGGAUGUUUAAUUCUAAGACAUCUAGCGAAAUGUGAAGUCAUCAGCUAUUGAAUUUCA
Messenger RNA from Triticum dicoccoides, 1453 nucleotides. RefSeq names its product probable transcription factor FL. The coding region runs from base 76 to 1254 and encodes 392 amino acids. Gene Ontology annotation, biological process: regulation of DNA-templated transcription. Gene Ontology annotation, molecular function: DNA binding. The transcript has 3 exons. NCBI's taxonomy places the organism in Eukaryota, Viridiplantae, Streptophyta, Magnoliopsida, Poales, Poaceae. The record is from RefSeq and is a predicted model, not a curated record.